Cyprinus carpio (common carp) is the source of this 1158-nucleotide messenger RNA. RefSeq names its product transcription factor HES-5-like. The record is from RefSeq and is a predicted model, not a curated record. Gene Ontology annotation, molecular function: DNA-binding transcription factor activity, RNA polymerase II-specific; protein dimerization activity; RNA polymerase II cis-regulatory region sequence-specific DNA binding. Gene Ontology annotation, biological process: regulation of transcription by RNA polymerase II; anterior/posterior pattern specification; regulation of neurogenesis. Gene Ontology annotation, cellular component: nucleus. NCBI's taxonomy places the organism in Eukaryota, Metazoa, Chordata, Actinopteri, Cypriniformes, Cyprinidae.
AACCAUAAAAUGAAUGUCCUCUAUUGUUGUGAUGAGCCGGCCCUCUGGUCUCAGAGUGUGGGAACAGUAACACAGCACAGGCCACAUGGCUUUGUAAUGCUAAUGCUGCUGUAUAAAUACAGGGGGCUGUUCCUCAAAGAGACUCCCAACUCUUUUUGCCAUCGAAGAGAAGCAAGCUGUCCAGGCCUGUAAUGGCACCCCAUUCAGUUAUGCUUUCGUCUUUUGACCAUCUUAACUUCAGUGACAAAGACAAAAUGAAGCUGAGGAAGCCAAUUGUUGAAAAGAUGCGCAGAGACCGCAUCAACAGCUGCAUCGACCAGCUCAAGAGUCUCCUGGAGAAGGAGUUUCACAGCCACGACCCCAGCGCCAAACUGGAGAAGGCCGAUAUCCUGGAAAUGACCGUCAGCUUUCUCAAACAGCAGCGGCAGCAGCUUCCUCAGAGGGACUAUAAUGAAGGCUACUCUCACUGCUGGAGGGAGUCUGUCCACUUCCUCACUCUUCAUUCCACCGGAGGAGGAUCCGGCCAGGAGCUCCAGCGUCUCCACAACGCCCAGCAAACAAGCGCUGCUAUCGACUCCGCUCCACCAGGACCUUCCUCUAAACUGAGCACGGCUGGUAUGCAUCAGCCUGACAUCAGGAGGCCUGUCUGGAGACCCUGGUAGAGAUGCUGUGAACCGUAAACCCUGAGGGACAGUCAUAUUAACGUCUCUCAUGAAAGUAGGAGAUUCAUUUCCAAAGUAUAUAUUUGUGUUGUCAUCAUAUUGAUUGACAAAAACUUAAGACAAACAUGUGUUUGUCAAUAGAAAGAGGUGGAUUUAUGUGCUUCUCAUUCUGUUUUAAUAGCUCUUAAUGUGAUUUUUACCACAUGUGAUUACUUAAAUUGUGUUUUUUUUGUGUAUAUAUAUGUAUAUGUUUUGAUGUAUGCAUAUUUAAUUGAGGUUGACUCCAGUGGAGUUUUCUGUAUCAGACCAUUAAAAUGAAAUUGUACUUCAAAGUUUUUCAGAGUAUCUUUAUGUUUGUACUGAGAAUUCUCCAUUUUUGUUAGGUAAGGCAUGUUGUACCUUUGAUAAAGGAUCCAGUUUGUUGUCUUUACCAAUGCUGUUUUGAAAAUGAGCUCUUAUGUCAAAUGUUUUCUGUUAAUAAAAUUCUACAUUUCAA